Molecule: messenger RNA, 6556 nt
Organism: Xyrauchen texanus (razorback sucker)
Lineage: Eukaryota; Metazoa; Chordata; Actinopteri; Cypriniformes; Catostomidae
Product: beta-galactoside alpha-2,6-sialyltransferase 1-like
Exons: 9
Coding region: 423-1931 (502 amino acids)
Molecular function (GO): sialyltransferase activity
Source: RefSeq, a predicted model, not a curated record
AGGACAGAGGACGGUGCAUAAAGACGAACAAAACGAAAUUUCACGUUAAAUGCGUCUGUAAAAAAACUCUAUUUUCCUGCAUUUAAUUGCCUUCCUUUUUUCUGAUCCAAUCAGAUCUGGCUGGGUGCACAUCUGUGCUUAAUUUACGUAUGUAACUAGCAGUCGUGAAAUGAUGAAGCAGCAUUCUCAGCCGCAGUCGACAAACAGUUCUGCUCCGCCUAGACAUCAAAUUAAAUCAUCAGUGCGCUUCUCAACGCACCCGCUGCCUAUAAAGCAGUAUAUAAACAUGGCGGGUUAGCAAACAUGCAUCAGCUUGACAAGAUCAUCUUUAUAUAAUUAUCAAGUCGUAGAGGAUCUCUUCGAAAGACUUGCGACUGGAGUAAACUGAUUCAUCCAAACAAGAGAACAGCCAUCAGAAGAAUAUGAGAUACAAGAUCCCAGGGGCUGCCAUGGAUCGUGUUAGCGUGAUUUGGCGGUUGAGGCGUCGUGCUCGACGAGGGGCCCUGUGCAUGGCACUGUUCUGUAUGACUAUGGCUCUUCUAUACACACUUUGUGCUGAAAACAGCAUAACAGUUACAGAUGCCAUUUUCGGGGUGAAGGCAAGAACUCGAGCUCAACCACGAACACACGCUGUUGUUAAGGUAUUGCGGGGAACAGGAGGAUCGAAGCCCAUUUAUACUGAUCCUCAAAAGCUCCCAGGUGUCAUUCCUGGAGAUCCUCAAAAGCCUAUUCCUAUCCUGUCCUCUGUCAACUACUCUAUGGAGAACACUUAUAAGGACCACAACCUUAGGGGCAACAUAAAAGAGCAUGGAAUAUUUUACUGGCUUCUGGCCCAACCGCUGAGACAUGCUCUGGAGACUAUAUUUGGAGGGCGACGGAGAGGAGAUGUGGGUGCUGCAAAUGGGGAUGCUGUUGUUUUUGGGCCUAAUGGAGCACUCGGAGAGGUCUGGAAUGAUGAGAUGUCAACCACCAUGCUGGGAAAAAGGCUGAGGAAGGUGGUACAGAACUAUCAGGCAAUGAACAAAUAUGGGGUCCAGUACUCUGGACCUGAGGGUGCAGCACAUCGGUCUAAACUUAAUGGCCCUGAACUUCUCUGUCAGAUAAAUGAUAUGGUGCAGAUUGCAACUAUAACACCAGAUAUGGAGCCAUUUGCUGAGUUGCCCUGGGCUGCUCAGUUACCUCCACGGCCACUGACCUCUGACAUUGGCCCAUUCAAAACUUGUGCGGUGGUAUCAUCUGCAGGUUCUCUUAAAAAUUCUGGAUUAGGGAAAGAAAUAGACACUCAUGAUGCAGUGAUACGGUUUAAUGCUGCACCGACUGCAGGCUUUGAGAAAGAUGUGGGCUCUAAAACGACAGUGCGUCUGAUCAAUUCCCAGGUAAUGGCAUCAGAAGAUCACCAUUUCCUCUCCAGUUCUUUGUACAGUACAGGGAUUUUAGUAAGCUGGGAUCCUGCCCCUUACUCCUCCAAUCUACAUGAGUGGUACAACAAGACCGAUUACCCAAUAUUUAAACAGUAUCAGCGAUAUAGACGACUACACCCUCAACAGCCAUUUUAUAUUCUGCACCCACGAAUGGAAUGGCAACUGUGGCAGCGAAUACAAGACAAUAUGGCUGAGCCUAUACAAAAAAACCCACCCUCAUCAGGCCUGCUGGGCACAGUUCUAAUGAUGUCCCUGUGUGAUGUGGUACAUGUGUACGAAUUCCUACCCUCACGACGGAAAACCGAGCUGUGCCACUACUACCAGCAAUUCAGUGAUGCUGCAUGCACCCUAGGAGCCUACCACCCAUUAAUGUAUGAGAAGAACUUGGUAAAAAGGAUGAACCAGGGCUCUGACCAUGACAUAUAUACACAUGGCAGGGUCACACUCCCAGGGUUUACAACACUUAACUGCACUCAUAGCUCUACUUCCACAACUCUGUCAAAGACAUAAUCUGAGGGUACUUAUCUAUCUUUUUGUACACUUUCAGAAUGUAAUGGUAAAAUGGCUGCAUGAUUCAUUCUACAAAUUCAAGUACCCAAUCUGGUCUUUGAACAAGACUAGGAAUCAAUUCACUGCUGCCAUCUAAACUAUGGCCACUAGCAGGUCUCACAAACCACUGAUGUAAAGAACUCUUUGAGUGACAUAGAAUUUUACACAAGACAAAUCUAUAAACACUGAAUCUACCGUUUAAGACACUUCCUCAUUAUAAGACAAAAUACAUCUCUUUAAAAGUAGCCAAAUCAUUUCCAUCCAUAAAAGUGUAGCAAGUAAAGCUUAUGUCCAAAGCCCCCCUGCCACUUUCUUAAUGUGCAGGCUUUAAAUGUAUGCAACUGCAAUCCUGACAACUAGGGGUGUAACAGUUUAUCAUGCCACAAUACAUUGUGGUUAAACAUGAUGAUACACAUUGUGGAGAUGGGACCGUUUAAAAAAUAAAAUAAAAACAAAUUUGAAAUGAUUUUUACAUCUGUUCUGUACAAUUCGCAUGAAAUUGCUUCAUUACACACUAGCAGUCAUGUGUUUGGUGUCAAAGUCUGCAGGAUUAAACUGUUUUAGAUGGUUUCGCCCUCACCAUGUAAGUAAAUGCACCUUUUCAGCACAAGUGGUCAAAUGUCCAUUUGAAGUGUGAAAGCGAUCAGCUCUGCAUCAGAACAAAUUUAAGUUUACAGAGGUUUAAUGAUAAUGCUCUAUUAAUCUAAUAAAUAUAAUGCUGAAUAUUAUGUAGAAUAAUGCCAUGAGGGAAUAUAAUCCUAAUGUCAAAUGUCAUGUCUGAUUUGAUUUCAUCAGUAAAAUUAGAGCCUACAUUAUUUAACUGAAUAAGCAAGAACUUCCAUUUAAAAUCUAUUUUUAAAAUAAUAUUUUAGAUAAAAUUAGUGACAACACUAUUUUAGAAAAAUACAAUAUUCAUUUAAAAUAUAUUUUAAAUGUUUUUAAUAGGUGAAAGUGUGAAAGCAUAUGUAUCUAACAUAAUUCUGUAUUUUCAGCGAAGCAGAAUUAUUAUUUCCAUUUGGGGAUUGCAUGUGCUGAGCUUAUUUUUAGUCCCAGUACAGCUCUGAUGGAUCAUUUAACACUAAUGAAUAGUGCAUUUAGUUUAAUUUUACUUGUGAAGGAAAGGGACUGUUUUGCAUGUUUUAAAAGGAAAUAAAAAAAAACUGCUUUUAAUCAACUUUUAUUGAUUCAGGCUUUGUUUAAAGUAUCGCGAACCGAACUGAAUGGUGAGAUGAGUGAAUCGUUACACCCCUACUGACAACACAUUAAACACGCAAUGGUAAAACGGUUUCCAAAACCAUUUGUCAACACACACACACACCUCUAGCUUACUAAUACUUUAAAUCAGUGUCUUUUAGGAAACUAUAUUUCAAGGCCUGGAGAUCUGUAUGCAUUCAGUAAUGACACUGUGACAUGCUUUCUAUUAUAGCAAUCUAUAACAAGUCGUGGCUUUUGGAGAAUGUCCUUGCAUGCUUAACUGAAAUUGCACUAUGUCAUUCCUUUGAUAAACUUUAUACCUAUUAUACUAUUGUUGUAUUUAGGGAUUUGAUGAGAAAAAGCAAAGUGCAUGUUUGUCCGGUUUUAUACAGAUUUUAAAAUCUUCAUUUAAAAUGUAAUUUGAAUUUAAAGGAAGAUUCGGGUUCAAUACAAGUCAAGCUCAAUUGACAGCAUUUGUGGUAUAAGUUGAUAACCACACAUACACACACAAAAAAAAUGUUUUAGCAAAUAGUUUUACUCCUUUCAAAAAAUCUAAAAGCUCAAAUCUUACAAUGGAAACAAGGCACUUACAAUGGAAGUGACUGAGGACAAUCCAUAAACGUUAAAAUAAUCACUGUUUCAAGAGUGUACCGUGCAUCUGGAAAGUAUUCACAGUGCUUCACUUUUUCCACAUUUUGUUAUGUUACAGCCUUAUUCCAAAAUGUAUUAAAUUCAUUAUUUACCUCAAAAUUCUACAAACAAUACCCCAUAACGACAACGUGAAAGAAGUUUGUUGGAAAUCUUUGCAAAUUUAUAAAAAACAUUUUUUAAAUAAUCACAUGUACAUAAGUAUUCACAGCCUUUGCUCAAUACUUUGUUGAAGCACUUUUGGCAGCAAUUACAGCCUCAAGUCUUUUUUGGGUAUGAUGCAACAAGCUUUGCACACCUGGAUUUGGGUACUUUCUGCCGUUCUUCUCUGUAGAGCCUCUCAAGUUCUGUCACGUUGGAUGGGGACCGUCAAUGGACAGCCAUUUUCAGAUUUCUCCAAAGAUGUUCGAUUGGGUUCAAGUCUGGGCUCUGGCUAGGCCACUCAAGGACAUUCACAGAGUUGUCCCUAAACCACUCUUGCAUUGUCUUGGCUGUGUGCUUAGGGUCAUCGUCCUGUUGGAAGGUGAACCUUCAGCCCAGUCUAAGGUCCUGAGCAUUCUGGAGCAGGUUUUCAUUAAGGAUAUCUCUGUACUUUACUGCGUUCAGCUUUCCUUCAACCCUGACAAGUAAAAGGCACAUGCCGAUUAAAAAAAAUGGGGUAUGGAGUGUAGAGUGAUGUGAUUUUUAUUUAAAGCAUUUUAGCAUAAGGCUGCAACAUAACAAAAUGUGAAAAAAUGAAGGGGUCUAAAUUCUUUCUGAAUGUACUGUAAAAAGCUUCACAUUUCUGCUCUCUUCAAAAAUUGGACCCUAUUCACUCCAUUUUAAACUCUGUUUGCUUUUUUUUAGGGAGUCGAGUCUAAAUAAUUGUUUGUAGUAAUCUACAUUACACCAUAAAUGUUGUUGAUUAAGCUUAACUUGUACUCAACCUGGAAUAUUACUUUAAGCCCUUACAACAUGAAUGCACACAUGGGUUUGCAUUUUGAAGAGCAAACUCUGUAAUCUGCAAAGGGUGUAUUUUUUAUUUUUUUAAUCCUUAUGUUAAAGUUACUGUGUUUUGAUUUAAGAGGACAUGCAUAUGUAUCCCGUCUAUUUCUAUUUACUCAAGCAAACAGAUUACAAUAUGUAUUUGAAUAUAAAUAUUUCUUCAAGGGAAGAUGUCAUUGGAAUCCUGAAUGAUGUUAAGAAUUCUUAAUUUCAGAGACAGACUUUCUAUGUAAUGAACAUCCUUUUAAAAUGGACAGAGAAGGGCCUUAAAUUAGAAUUGCAAUUUGAAAGAUUUUUUUUGUUGUGUUUUUAUUCAAGUCUGAUAAUAGUAUGCAUGCUCAUUUAUUUUCUGAUGGAGACGAAUCUUAAUAUUUCAUUUGUAGCAUUCAACUGAUUAGUAUUAUGAUGUCAAAAAAAUAAACUAGACAGUAAAAAUGCUUUAUCGGAUUGCAAUUCAAAUAGUAUAAUUCAGUAGAUUCACUUUGUCAUGCCUUGCAUGGGUAAACCAAUCCAAAGCAAAUGAACAAAUCUGGACUAUGCACUAUAAACAACUGACAAAUGUAAAUACAUUUUAUUUGUAUCUGAUACAUGUAUCUUUCUAAAUGCAGGAAUUAGCUUAUUUUAAUUUUUUUUUAAGAAUUUUCCCUUUAAGCAUUCUGUCAGUAUUGUGAUUAUUUGAUUAGGUAUACACCUUGUUAAAACGUAUUACCAAAGUUGCUGUAAACGUUAUAUUUAAGAUUAUUUCAAAUUAACACAAGGACUGCUUGGACUGUUGUAAAUAUUUUGGGCAUACUGCAGUACAAAGGAGUAUGACUGGGUAAAAUUGUGUGCUUUUUGGAUGAUAUUCUCUGUAUUUGGAUGACAUCAAAUGUAAUUUACUUACAACAGCCACUACACCACACUGUCAAUUAUUCAAGUCACUUGAUCACUUAUACAUUUAUCUAAAUCCUGCUUGAUAUAUGGUUCACAAGUUUAGGCUAUUGCUGUGUGAAUGGGUGGGUCAGUUUAGUGUGCUCUAAAAAGGAGGGUAUGAACUUCAAAAGAGCAAAGCCUAUUUCUGUUCUGUUCUGUUAUUAUAUAUAAUUGCGUGUGUGUGUUUGUGUGUGUAUAUGUAUAUAUGUGUGUAUAUAUAUGUGUAUAUAUAUAUAUAUAUAUAUAUAUUAGUGUGUGUGUGUGCUAUUUUUUUAUUAAUUUUAUUAUUAUAUCUGUCUUGUUGCUGUAUUGUAUUGUUGUGCACUGGAAGCUUCUGUCACCAAGACAAAUUCCUUGUAUGUGUAAGCAUACUUGGCAAUAAAGCUGAUUCUGAUGACGUAUCAAGAAUGACACAGAAACAAAAAGUACAACUGUUAUGCUCUUAACAGGGUAACCUUUCAAUUUGGUUGGUUCACAAUCACAACUACUGUUCUUGUGUACAGAAAAUGUGUCACUAUAUCUGUGAAUUUGUACAUUUUUGUCUUGUUUUACUGCUCCAGGCGGUUCUGUAAAUGUUCAAGUGUAGGAUGUUAUGUGAUAAAUCCUAAAAUGGCAAAGAAAGCCCUGUUUCUUACAGGUGUACACUAAAUACUAUUUUCCUUUAACUAGAACUUUUUAUUAUUAUAAUAUCUGUCAAACAUCAUUUAGACCCUACAUGUACAUGUUCUAAAAUGACAUUGUAUGGCUCUUGGUACAUUUGGAAAUGAACCACAAAGCUGCCUGUAAUAUUGGCACUUCAUUUCACAGCUCUGUAAGGAUUAGUAGAUCAUUAAAACAACUAUUGCUUA